CCCAGAAAGGAAACGCCCCAGUGUGAGCCCAGCUCUGAGCACAAGAAAGUGAAACUAGCCCUGAAUUCUUCCUGAUCAUCACAGCCAUGGCCACUGCCAGCUCUGUUGAAAGUCUCCGGGAUGAAGCCACCUGCUCUGUCUGCCUGGAGUUCUUCAAGGAACCGGUGAUGAUCGUGGACUGUGGGCACAACUUCUGCCGAGCCUGCAUCACCCAGUGCUGGGAGAGGGCCGAGACAGAUGUCGCCUGCCCUCAAUGCAGACAGACCUUUCCCCAGAGGAUCCUCCGCCCAAACAGGCUGCUUGUGAAUAUUGUAGAACUAGUCAAGGGCCUGAGCGUGCAGUCAGCUGCAGGAGCCGGAGGGAAGAUGAUGUGUGAGGAGCAUGGGGAGGCUCUGAAGCUCUUCUGUGAGACAGACCAGAUACUGAUGUGCUUGAUCUGCCGAGAGUCCCGGGCACACCGAGCUCACCCCGCAGCUCCCAUCCAGGAAGCUGCCCAGCAGUGCAAGGAACAAAUUCAGACUCAGCUGCAGUUUCUAAGGGGAGAGAGGAAGAGGCUUAACGAACUGAAAGGGAGUGAAUGUCAGAAACACCAGGAAUAUCAGCAAAAGGCAGCAGCCGAGAAGCAGAAGAUUGUGGCUGAAUUUGAACAACUGCGCCGGUUUCUGGUGGAACAAGAACGACUCUUGCUGGCGGAGCUGGGAGAGCUGGAGAGGGGGAUUGAGGAGAGUCAGAGGGAGACUGUCACCCAGCUCUCUGAGGAGAUUUCCCAUCUUAACAGCCUGAUCAAGGAACUGGAGGGGAAGUGCCAGCAGCCAGCAAGUGACCUCCUGCAAGACAUCAAAAGCACGCUGAGCAGGUGCAAGACGGAGCAGUUCCAGCUGCCAGAGGGGAUUUGCCCAGAGCUGGAAAGGCUCAUCAUCUUCUCUGGAAAAAGUCUAGCUCUACAGGAGACACUGAAGACGUUUCAAGAGACUCUGCCGUUUAAACUGGAGAAGCCAGCGUACACAAAGGAGCCAUGGCCACUGAGAGCUCUGUGGAAAAACUCCAGGAUGACGUGACCUGCUCCACCUGACCCGUUAUCUUUCCUGCCUAGUGCAGGGGGCUGGACCCAAUGAUCUUGCGAGGUCCCUUCCAGCCCCUUACAAUCUAUGAAUCUGCCUGGAGUUCUUCAGGGAUCUGUUGAUGAUCAUGGGCUGUGGGCACAACUUCUGCUGAGCCUGCAUCACCCAGUGCUGGAAUGGGGUUGGGAGACAAGUUACUGCCCUCAGUGCAGACAGACCUUUCCCCAGGGGAACCUCAGCCCAAGCAGGCAACUGGAGAAUGUGAGCAGGGGAAAUACCAUGACUGAGGUAAUGCAAUUAAAAUGGCACUGUGUAGUGGAGGGUGCACCCUUGUCUACUUGCUGACAGGACUCCCUACAAAAGCCUCAUAGUUAACUUCCCACUGGCCAGCUUCCAGUGGCAGGAUCUCGGCUACAUGCCGACUUUAUGGAAAUGGGAGAGUCCUCCAUUGUUUGCUCCUGCUGAGGGCUGCUCCAUAUGGCUGAGGGCAAGCAAAACCCGGGGGCAUCCAAACCCCAAGCCUCUGGGCUUGGGCCUGCAUGUAGAAUGCCUGUCAAAAGAUUUGGAAGUAUCUGAAGCCACAGGCGGAAAAGUUUGGGGUGGAGGAUACUUGCUGGUAGUAGAGCCACAUUGAAUGGUUCAAAGGAUUGGGAACUGAUCUGGCUGAUCUGGCUAAUUUGACCUGGGACAUGAAAACAUUUCCUUAAAAAUACUAAAACAUGCAUAGAAAGAGCUAAGGGAAUGAGGGUGGGGUCAGCUGAGGGCGCUGGAGGGAAGACGGUGCCCAAGGAGUAUGGGGAGGCUCCAAAACUCUUCUGUGAAACAGGCUAAAAGCCGAGUCCUGGGUGCACCAAGCUCACCUUGAAGCUCCCAUCUGCCAGGUAUGGGGGCACAAGCUGGGUCAGACUGGAUGGCUGGGUUUGACUAACCUUCCUUCCAGAGCUGGAUUUCUCUCUUCCACCCCUUCUGCUAUGGCUGCAUCACUGGAUUCAGAGGACCGUCUGUGGAAGGAUCUGAGCACACCAUUGCACUGUAAUGGUGAGAGGAAGGCUGAGAUGUCUGUGAGAUCAGGUCCUUCCAUUUCCAACCAAAAGAAGCAGGGAGGCUGCUCCUGUGGGUCUGGACACACGGAGCAACUGAACCAUUCCCACAUGUCACUGACUUAGACAUGAUCACAAUUGUGUGUGAAGGACUGUGGCUAGAAGCCAGGGAGUACCAGGCACCAGCUUCCCUUUAGCUUGUUGUACAUUUCCUGGUAAAAUAAAGGAAAAAGGGGUGCACAACUUUGGGGCCAGAGGUUGGCAGUAGGCCUGUGCAAAGCGGCUAGUAUUCGCUUCAGAUUCGGCUGAUUCGGGGGACAAUGACUUGAUUUGGUGAUUCAAAUCACUGUCCUGAUUCAGUUUGGCUGAAUCUGAUUUGGAGAUUUGGCAGCAGCCAAAUCUCUGAAUCUCUGAAUCAGCCAAGCCAGGCCAGGCCCAUCCCCUGCCCCUCUCCCAACUCGGCAAUGGCUGCUCUGCCUGCCCCAGCUCCCAGCACUUGGGCAAAAAAAAGCUUCAGCUCAGCAGGUGCUGCCGGGCGGGGGACGAUCCCCACUGCCCCAUGCUGCAUGGGGGGCUCUGCACGAACCCCCAACCCCCUCCUCCACUCCCCCACAGGUGCCCUGCAUGGGCCAGCUCCUGACCUUUCAGAAAAAAAAAAGGCCUGAAGAAACCCCGGGACUCACCGCUGCUGCCAGCAGGGGCGAUCCCCACUGCUCCGUGCCACGUGAGGGGCUCUGUGCAAGUCCCUGAGGCUGCACCAGGAGCGGUGAGUCUCUGGGCUUUCCUCGGCUUUUUUUUUCUUAAAAGGCCAGAG
Molecule: messenger RNA, 2915 nt
Organism: Alligator mississippiensis (American alligator)
Lineage: Eukaryota; Metazoa; Chordata; Crocodylia; Alligatoridae
Product: zinc finger protein RFP-like
Exons: 7
Coding region: 87-1058 (323 amino acids)
Molecular function (GO): zinc ion binding; protein binding
Source: RefSeq, a predicted model, not a curated record